Molecule: messenger RNA, 1440 nt
Organism: Aplosporella prunicola CBS 121167
Lineage: Eukaryota; Fungi; Ascomycota; Dothideomycetes; Botryosphaeriales; Aplosporellaceae
Exons: 2
Coding region: 1-1440 (479 amino acids)
Molecular function (GO): oxidoreductase activity
Source: RefSeq, a predicted model, not a curated record
AUGGAUAAGAAGCGAGUUGCUAUUGUUGGCAGCGGGAUCUCCGGCCUUGGAGCCCUCUAUGCUCUGCGAAACACCCCCCACGAGGUCCACCUGUAUGAAGCUGCAGAUCGUUUGGGAGGUCACACCAACACCGUCACCUUCAAGCACAAUGGCCGCAAAACGCCCGUCGACACUGGUUUCAUAUUGCUGAACACCGCCACGUACCCUAACUUCAUUGCCCUCCUCAGGGAGCUGAAGGUCGAAACCACCGCUGCCCACUUGUCCUUCGGCAUAACCCGAGACGACGGGGCUUUUGAGUGGGCCGGUACCUCUCUCGACGCCAUCUUCGCACAGCGCACCAACCUCCUGCGACCCUCCUUCUGGCGCAUGAUCUUCGACAUUAUCCGCUUCAACCAGUUUGCACUAGAUCUGCUACGCGACGAGUCGCAGUACGAUCCUGAGCUCAGCAUCGGCGAGUAUCUGGAUCGCGAAGGCUACUCGGCCGCUUUCCGAGAUGACUAUCUCAUACCCAUGACCGCCUGUUUCUGGAGCACCGGGAUCGAUACGUGUGCGCUCGACCUCCCAGCGUUGACCCUGGUUAGAUUUAGAUCCCUCUGGAACCAUCAUUGGCUAAGUACCGUCGAGGAGCGGCCCGCUUGGAUGACGAUCAAGUAUGGAAGCCGGAGCUACAUUAACGCCUUGCUGCGGGGCUUUCCCUCUGAAAGGAUACAUCUCUCGACGCCCGUGCGGACGCUUCGGAACGAUGUAAACGGAAAGGUUCUUUUGCUGCUCAGCCACGGCCGGGAGGAAGUCUUCGACGACGUCGUCCUAGCCUGCCACGGCGACCAAGCCAUGAAAAUCAUCUCGAACACUGCUAGCCCCACGGAGCGGGAAAUCAUGAGCGCUUUCCAAACAACACCCAGUACCGCCUACCUGCACUCCGACCUCAACUUCAUGCCGCGCCGGCCAAACGCCCAGGCCGCAUGCAACUACCUCAUAAAAUCGUCUCCCAACUCUUCUGACUCUGACUCCGUCUCCCUCACCUACAACCUCAGCACCCUGCAUCAUAUUCCUGCUUCCUUUGGACCCGUACUCUUGACCGUCAACCCACCACGCCCUCCCGCACCCUCCCUCACCCAGCGCGUCACGCAAUACGCCCGCCCGGUCCACAGCGCCGCGGCAGCCCGCGCACAGCAACGCCUCCCAAUCAUUCAAGGCACGCGCGGCAUCUGGUACGCUGGCGCCUGGGCCGGGCAUGGGUCGCAUGAGGACGGACUUGCAGCGGGCGUGAGAGUAGCGGUUGAGGGUCUAGGAGGGAGAGUGCUAUGGGAGUGGAAGAAUAUCGAUGCGGGGGUUGAUCGUACGCGGGUGCCGAUGUUGGGAAUGGCGGAUUAUGCGGUUAGGGUUGGGGUGCUUGUGGUCGUGGUGUGGUUGUGGGCAAUGGAGGCGUGCACCGUCUAA